GUUGAUUAAUCCAUCAGUCAUCCAAUACGGCCGGAGUGCUAUUUAAAUCAAUUUCAACGAAAUGAUCUUGUAGAACUCAGACAUGGAAGUUAAUGUAGCUCCUCUAUUUCUAACCUUGUUCUUCUUCAUCAUCUUUUUCCUUCUGAAACUGAUCAGAACUAGAUUCACCACCAAAAACUCAACUGUUGCUCGUCUUCCACCAGGACCAUGGAAGCUACCGUUCAUCGGAAACCUGCAUCAGCUUAUUGGCUCACUACCACACCGUGUUUUAGGCGAUUUAGCCAAGAAAUAUGGUCCAAUUAUGCAUAUUCAGAUGGGCGAAAUUUCAUCCAUUGUUUUUUCCUCCCCUGAAGCUGUAAAAGAAGUCAUGAAAACCCAUGAUCUCAAUUUCGCUUCCAGGCCUCGAUUCGAAGCCUUAGCUGCUGUAACUUAUGAUUGUUCCAACAUGGGUUUUGCUCCGUAUGGAGAAUACUGGAAACAACUGCGAAAAGUUUGCACGACGGAGCUUUUCAGCGCUCGCCGUGUUCAAUCUUUUCGAGAUUUGAGGGAAGAAGAAAGUACGAAUUCGGUUAAAUGGAUUGCUGGUAAUGAAGGGUCGCCGGUAAAUUUUACAGAGAAGAUUCAUUCGUUUACUUAUGGUACAAUUUCCAGGGCAGCUUUUGGUAAGAAAAGGGCAGAGCAAGAAACUGUCAUUUCUCUUGUUAAGGAAAUUAUCAGACUGGCUGAAGCUUUCAACGUCGCUGAUUUAUACCCUUCCCUGAAAUUUCUUCAUUCCGUUACCGGCAUAAAAGCAAAAAUGGAGAGCGCACAUAAGGAGUUGGACAGAAUGUUUGAUAACAUGAUCAAUGAGCGCAGAACAGAACGCCGGACUAAAGAUGGAGAAAACAAGCUCGAAGAUCAGAAAGAUCUUUUAGAUGUUCUAUUGAUGUAUCACGAACAGGAAAACCUCGGAUUUUCGCCAACUAUCGCAAACAUCAAAGGCAUGAUUGUGGAUGUUUUUACAGCUGGAACAGAGACAACAUCUGGGACAGUAGAUUGGGCAAUGGCAGAGAUGAUGAAGAAUCCAGAAAUCAUGAAAAAGGCUCAAGAAGAAGUAAGACAGGUUUUCGGCCCUAAAGGAUAUGUCGAUGAAGGCGAUUUCGAUAAACUCAGGUACAUGAAAUCCGUCAUAAAAGAAACUCUGAGGGUACAUCCACCUCUACCUCUGCUUCUCCCGCGCUUGAACCAGGAAAGAUGCGUGAUCAACGGAUACGAAAUCCCGGCGAAUACGCACAUCACGGUGAAUGCUUGGGCUGUAAACAGAGACCCUUCUUAUUGGAAAGAUGCAGAGUCAUUUCAACCUGAAAGAUUCCUGGAAGAGAAUUCAUCAAUUGAUUACAAGAGUUCUUUAAAUUUUGAUUUUAUCCCAUUUGGUGGAGGAAGAAGAGUCUGUGCUGGGAUGCAUCUUGGUGUUGCAAAUAUGGAACUGCCACUUGCUAAGUUCUUGUACCAUUUUGAUUGGGUUUUGCCUAAUGGGAUGAAAUCAGAAGAGCUUGACAUGACUGAAGGCCCUGGAUUUACAUUAAGAAGGCAACAGGAUCUCUACUUGGUUCCUAGCUUAAAAUAUCCUCUGAUUCAUUAAGUGAUCCUUUUUAGAACUUUGGAUUCAAGUUUGUCUAGUUUGUGCGUAUAGGAGCAUAAAAGCAGGUUAUUAAAAUGGGACGGAAAGAGUACUUUUGUACUAUCUCCGUUCCACAACAAUUGUCUACAUUGAGUUUUCAAAUUUGUACUAAAAACAGUACAAAAUUCAAAACUUAAUAUGGACUAGGAGGGAGUAUAAUUUUAUUGAGUGUAUUAUGUCACGUUUUCGAGGAUUUAAUAGACAUGUUAUUUCAUCAAACCUCAUUCUCCAAGUGAAAUAAUGGUAACCAUCCGUGGAUUAGAUGGAUGGUUGGAAAGUCCAAAUUGGUGGAGAAAGUAAUGGGAUAGUUCGUUGUUUUUCUUUGGUUAAUGCUUGCGACGUGACCCUGAAC
This is a messenger RNA of Oldenlandia corymbosa var. corymbosa, 2012 nucleotides long. The record is from the annotation of a GenBank genome assembly. NCBI's taxonomy places the organism in Eukaryota, Viridiplantae, Streptophyta, Magnoliopsida, Gentianales, Rubiaceae.